AAUUGCUUGGCCUUGGCUCUCUGGUUUUAGUUUUCUCAUUGAAUUUCGGGUUUGGUGUCGGUCGGCAAAUAAAUUAAAUUUAUAUUGAGAUCUCUAAUUAAUUAAGGAGUGAAACAAGAAGCUCUAAAAUGUCUCUAGAUUCCGAUACAGAAGCCGAUAUCUUGGAAAAUGUAGAGGAGGUGAUGGACAAUUUAUUAAAAGAACUUCAAGAUCUUUAUUCAUAUAGGGAUUUGUUCUUUGAAAACCACCCUAUUGACUUGGCUACAGAGAAAAAUAAAUUGGUAGAAGAAAAGAAAGAAGUGUUAGUUGAGAAAUUCGAGUCAAUUGAUGCGGACACGCAGAUACCUGAAGCACUUCGAGCCAAAUUCCUCUACAUGAAAGGACGAUGCUACAACAUAAGUCCUACUUACGACGCGAGGGCCACGCAGUGUCUCAGCAAGGCUGUCAAGCUAUGCCCAGCUUUAAUAGAUGCAUGGAAUGAACUCGGAGAGAGUUAUUGGAAAAACAUGAAUGUGAAAGAGGCUAAAUCAAGCUUUGAAGGCGCUUUGAAACAUGAACGCAACCGUUUAUCGCUGCGAUGCCUAUCAAUCAUUCUACGCCAAGAGAACAGUGACAAAAAGCGUUCAGAAGCCCAUACAGCUAUUAUGAAAAGUGUAGAUUUGGCCAAGGAGGCUGUAAGCCAGGAUAUCAAGGAUGGAGUGUCCUGGUCGGUGCUGGGCAAUGCUUACCUGUGUCAGUUCUUCAUGGUUGCACAGGACCCGGCUACGUUAAAGCUAUGUAUGAGUGCUUAUAAGCAAGCUUCGUUGGACCCGAUUGCUAAAGGACAACCUGAUUUGUACUACAAUAAGGGAAUUGCCCUAAAAUAUUCAGAGAUCUACGACGAAGCGUUGUUUAACUUUGAGUACGCCAGUCGGUUGGACCCACCGUGGCAGCCUCCGAAGCAGGAGCGAAUGAGACUGGUGACCUUCCUGAAUGCAGCUCACAGCUUAGUGAAGACCCGUGGCAAACUGAAGGCGAAGAAACUGGCUACUAUGGUGCAGGCCAUUGACAAAAAGAUGUUAGGUGUUUACGGUGAAGGUCUUCAUUCCUUCGCUGGUCGCCGCGAGGUGGCGCUCGAGCAUACUCGCCUGGAUGCCUUGGAAGAUGGUCCUAACGAAGCCAGGGUGAUCCUGGGCAAAGUUGUCGGCUCCAUACAUAACGAUAAUGCGGUACCAUUCACAUUCGCGCUAGUAGACGAGAGCAUGGAAUGCGUGCUGGUGACGGUGUACAACUGGGCGGACGGGCGCGGCGCCAUCAUCGGCGACUGCGUCACCAUACCCGAGCCACUCAUGCGCACACACAAGUACGAGGCUGAAGAUGUGAGCUUCGACUUCAAAUCGAUACGUAUCAACAACCCGCUGCUUCUACUCGUCAACGGGAAACGGGUUGCACGCAACCAAUUUGCGUGCACAAGAGUCACCAGUACCUACGAAAUACACUGAGAAAGGCUGAAAUCUAGGCGGCAAGACGAGAUGAGAUCUAACAAGCGAAACAGAAAAUGGGAAAAUAGGGAGAUACCCCAUUGGGCGCGGUUAUAAAGGUACUCAUCAUUAUCAUCAGGCAAGGUUCUUGCUAAGCGCCAAAAAAAUCAAGUGCCAAAUGACUUAUCCCAAUAUCAAGAGUACGGAUAAAACUUUUGGAGUGUUUCGAUGAAGAAAAUUUAAACUAAAAUACUCAUGUUUUACGGAUUUGGACUAAAAUUUAAUGUUGACCCCAAUUUUUUAAGUGUUAUAUCUUAUCGAGCUGCUAUAGAAAGGACUAUUUAAAUACAAUAACUACGUAUUGAUAAAUUAAUGUGACUCACGUAUAUUUCUGUACUAUAAUAAUUUGCUAUAUAACUACUAUUUGUUACUAAGCACCAAAGGAAAAGGAUAUAAAGACAGAAAAAUCUAGUUUGGUGUAGCCUGAUGUAGUCUUUCUUACAUUUUAGUUGUUUUUGUAAACAUUUCACAUCUAUCUUGGACUUUUAUGUAUAAAUUCACCUUUUAAUAUAAAUUUAACUAUUUUAAACUGAAUAGAACCUAAAUGGAAAAAAUGGACACCUACCUAUCUAAUGAAAAUAAAGUACAUUCUAAUAAUAUUAAUUGCUAAAAAAACAACUCCAACUUAGUUAAAAAACUUAUUAAAAAUUAUACUUUUUUCGAAAACGAGCUUAGGUACUUUUAGCUUUGAAAAAUAUUAAAUAGACUUACCAUGUAUGUAUAAUGUCCAUUGUUAUUUUCAAUGGAAACAUUCUACAUUAAAUAAUGGAGUAUAUUUUGUAUGCAUUUAUAAAGGGAGUAAUGAGGACUAGGGUCUUUUGUGCUCACCAGAUGGAACUACUAAGAGCCUGUUUGUUCAAUAGAGAAUUUCCUAGUGACAAAUUAUUCGACAUUUGUGAAUCAAACGAAGAGUUGUUCCGUGCGGGAAUCAGACCUACGUUACAUUGCACAACACACUGUUCCCCAGCCACAGCAUCAACCGUAUAGUUGCUGAGUAAAUUAUACAAAUAAGACCUUAAACUAUCUCAGCGCCAUCUGGUGGCACAAAUACUUUAGCCGUCAUUAGGCGAUAUCGAAGAUGAUUGUAAGUUAGAAUUAAGCUGUGCAUUGAACGAUUGCGAUCAUAGUCGUGAAUAGGAAUAACGAGAUUACAAACGGUAUUUAAUCUUUUGACCGUCAUCGUCAGAUAUGGACGACAAACAAUAUUAUGGCUAAUCCGCUAUGGUCGGCUUAUAGCAGACAAGACAAUAUGUUUUUUGAUUAUACAAGCAUGUACUUACAUUUGUUUUGUAGUCUAUAUCUGACCGUGACUGAAAGAGCUAUGCUUUCUUCCAUUUUACGGAACAAAUAUUAUUUUAGUCUAUUUGAGUAUGAUCGCAAUCAAUCAAUUGGGUAUUAAGACAUGAAAUGUCAAAAUUUACGAUGUGACCAACUUUAAAAAAGUUUUUAACUGAAGGAAUUAAAGAUCUUGCGAAUUAUGUUCAUGCUAUGCUUAUAAGAUCUCUAAAUAUAUUUAGUUUUAAGUAUUUUUAACAAUAACUUGCACGACGAUUCGUUAAGUAAGCACUGGAUAAAUUAAGCAAGGGGAUUUGUGUUUGAAUUUGAAGUCGGGUAAUGUGUAAUAAUGAAAUUUAGUUUUAAAAUUUCCAGUAGUAGCUACUAAUCUGGACUUUUUACCAAUGUAUUACAUGGGGUUCAUAAAAUAACUGAUAAAGCCCUUUUAUUUAACAAAUCAUCGUGCAAGCACUUAUUUUAUCUGUUACCUAUCGUAUUAUUGUUAAUUUAUUCACUGGUAACCCUAAUUUACGUUAUGUUACUGCAAGCUUAGUAGUUUCAAGUCAAACUUUUUAAUAUUAAUGUGACAUUUUGUCUAUUCACUAUAGGUAGGUAUUAAUAAAUUAAAACUUUUAGUAAGUA
Messenger RNA from Spodoptera frugiperda (fall armyworm), 3437 nucleotides. Its product is annotated as tetratricopeptide repeat protein 5. Gene Ontology annotation, molecular function: protein binding. Lineage: Eukaryota; Metazoa; Arthropoda; Insecta; Lepidoptera; Noctuidae. Bases 129 to 1481 code for a protein of 450 amino acids. The transcript is spliced from 8 exons. The record is from RefSeq and is a predicted model, not a curated record.